UUGAGUAAAGUGUUGGGAUGCAGGAAGGGUGGGUGACAGGAUUAGGGAAAUCCUUAGUCCUGUGGUGAGGAAAUUCCUUCAGAGGCCAAAGAGGCAGGAAAGACAUUUCCUAUCCCUGUGAAGAAAACAGCGUACUCUUGAAUCUCUAAAAACAACAAUUCUUCUUGUAGCCCUGAUGAUAGAGUGGCGUAUAAUGUUCAGAACCAGUAUUCUAAGCAGCCCUUUUCUUUUACGUCAAUUUGGGUAGACUUGUUUUUGUCAUCAGAAUUAAGAUGUUCAAGAGUCUGGUGAAGCUGGAAGCCAAAUUAAACAUCAACCAACUAGAGCAGGUGGUCUGCUAAUGGCACUUUAGGUUUAUUUUGUUAGCUUUCCAUGUUGUGGUGGAACCAUAAAAUGAUUCAAGAUCACGGAGUAGAGUCCUUUCAGAAGAGAAGUCUGAGAUCAAGUUUUUGAAUCAAUUUAUUUUAUUACACUUGGCUUUCUUUGUGGAGAAAACUAGUGCUAUAGGCAGAUGACUGAAAGCUCCAGUGGAGUCAAGUAUGAUCGUGAAGAAGAGAAGGGAAGCAUGGGGGAGGGGUGGUGGAAAAUGAAAUAGCAAGUAGACAAUUUGUCUAAUGAUUCUCUAGGGGUUUUCAGUGUAUUGCUUUGCAUCUCUCUCACUUGCUUUGUCUGGCUUAACAAAACUAGUGUAAACAUUGUACAGGCACCUCUGGCCUGUGGCACAUGUUAACUUUUGUUUGUGCUUGUGACUUUGACAUUUUGCAAUCUUGAUAAUAUGUGUUAAUCUGCAAAUGGUUUAUGUAGGCAGGGAGAAUGCAGGGCAAUGCGUAGUGAUUGAUGUCUGAGGGCUGGCUGAUAGCUGAGUCCUUUUGAAACUAUUGAUUCUAUUAUGGGUUAACAAGGAUGUUCAACGUGUAUUCAGAAUGCCUGUAAACGUUGGUUUUCUACAAGGUGUAAUCACAACAUAUGGACUUCUCUACCAAUGCUGUUUGAUUGUAUCCGGAACUGGCUGUUAGGUUUAAUCCAGAGGAAAGCAGUAUAGAAACCCAUAUCGCAUCCAUGUUUAAGAAACGUUACUGCAGACAAGAACAAUAAAAGAGCGAAACAGAAGAUGAGUAUGUUAAAACCGAGUGGGCUGAAGGCUCCAACCAAGAUCAGCAAGCCUGGGAGUGUCUUAUUGAAAACCGCUGCAUCUACCUCCCCUGCUCCAGCUGCAACAGAAAAGGCAGCAGCUGCUGAGAAAGCAUCUACGACCUCCCCCUCAGAAGCACAGGAAGAAUUUGUGGAUGACUUCAGAAUUGGGGAGCGUGUUUGGGUGAAUGGCAACAAGCCAGGCUUUAUCCAGUUCCUAGGAGAAACCCAGUUUGCGCCAGGACAAUGGGCCGGGAUUGUUUUAGAUGAAGCCAUUGGCAAGAAUGACGGCUCCGUGGCUGGAGUCCGCUACUUUCAAUGUGAGGCUUUGCGGGGAAUCUUCACCAGACCCUCCAAGCUGACCCGCAAAGUGGUGACAGAGGAGGAACCCAAUGGUACACAGGCCGCUGCUGCUUCCCGGGCGACUUCGCCCACCUCCACAUCGGCUGCUAGCCUUGCGUCUUUGCCUUCUGCAGCCGCAGCCGCUUCACCACUGCCCCCCACCAGCAUUCCACACAAGACUUCCUCCCCUGUAGCAAAGGAGCACCCUGUGUCUCAAGUUAGCAAUCUUUCCAGAACAGCAAGCGAAUCGAUAUCAAAUCUAUCUGAAGCCGGCUCUUUAAAGAAAGGAGAAAGAGAACUCAAAAUGGGGGAUCGAGUUCUGGUUGGCGGUACGAAAGCUGGCGUCGUCCGCUUCCUAGGGGAAACCGACUUUGCUAAGGGGGAAUGGUGUGGAGUAGAAUUAGACGAACCUUUAGGAAAGAAUGAUGGCGCAGUGGCUGGAACAAGGUACUUCCAGUGCCAGCCCAAAUACGGUCUGUUUGCGCCAGUCCAUAAAGUGACCAAGAUUGGUUUCCCAUCGACGACACCAGCCAAAGCCAAGACAACAGUGAGGAAGGCCAUCCCAACACCCACCAGCUUGAAAAGAAGUCCAAGCGCCUCCUCCCUCAGCUCCCUUUCCUCUGUCGCCUCAUCCGUUAGCAGCAAGCCAAGCCGCACAGGACUAUUGACAGAAACAUCAUCACGGUAUGCAAGGAAAAUCUCGGGCACCACCGCUCUCCAGGAAGCCCUUAAAGAGAAGCAACAACACAUAGAGCAACUUCUGGCCGAGAGGGACCUGGAGAGAGCGGAGGUUGCCAAGGCCACCAGCCAUGUUGGGGAAAUAGAACAGCAACUGGCACUGGCGCGAGAUGGCCAUGACCAGCGUAUGCUUGAAAUGGAAACUAAGAUGGACCAGUUGCGAGCCUUGGUAGAAGCUGCGGACAGAGAGAAAGUUGAGCUGCUGAACCAGUUGGAGGAGGAGAGAAGGCGGGUUGAAGACCUCCAGUUCCGUGUGGAGGAGGAAUCCAUCACCAAAGGCGACUUAGAGACGCAGACCAAACUGGAGCAUGCCCGCAUUAAGGAGCUUGAACAGAGCCUGCUCUUUGAAAAGACCAAAGCUGACAAACUCCAGAGGGAGUUAGAAGACACUAGGGUGGCCACUGUGUCAGAAAAAUCUCGGAUCAUGGAACUAGAACAGGAUCUACUCCUACGUGAGACAGAAGUGAAAGAGCUGCGCGCAAAACUGGAGUCCAGUAAGCCAGCAGGUGAUGUUGACACGUCUCUCUCGUUGCUACAAGAAAUCAGCACUUUGCAAGAGAAGAUGGUGACAAUGAGCAAAGAACACGAGGAUGAGUUGAAGGCACUGAAGGAGAAGUUUGACACCAAUGAAGAAUCAUUCCAGACCGAGAUGAAAGCCUGGCUGGCGACCAAGGAGAAUAUGGCAAAAGAGAGUGAAUCUCUUAAGAUGAAACUGGUUGGCGCCCAGAAGGAGAAUGCAGAGGUGACCAAUCUAUGGAAAUUGAAGCUGGAAUCUGCCAUUGCGUCUCAUCAGCAGGCAAUGGAAGAACUGAAGACCUCCUUCAGCAAAGGUGCGGGAGCUCAGAGUGCCGAAUACGCAGAGCUCAAGAUCCAGAUUGAGAAGAUGAGAGCAGAGCACAAGAGUGAGAUAAGCGACUUGAAAGCGCAGCAAGAAAAUGAGAGAUCACAUUUGUCAAAAGAGGCCGAUGCUCUCAAGGAAAAACUGAAGGAAGUGGCGGAAGAGAACGAGAAAAGCUUGGAGGCCUUGAAGACCAAGCUGGAGAAAGCCGAAGAGCAGCACCUUAUAGAACUGGAAGACAAUCUGAACAAGUUGCAGGAAGCUGAGAUAAAGGUAAAGGAGCUGGAGGGGCUCCAGUCAAAGUGCACAGAACAAGCCGAGGCCAUUGAUAGCUUUAAAGCACAGCUCAAAGCCACCGAAGCAAAGCUCUUGGAACUCGAUGCUCUUCAGAUGGCCAGCUCUGAAGGUAAACUGCAGUUGGAGAGAUAUAGCAAGGAGCUUGAGGCAGCUGAGAAAAAGAUACAGAGAUUAGAGAACGAACGCAGUAGUGAAAGUAGCCAGGCGGUUAGUCUAGUCAAAGAGCUGGAGGGGAAAGAGCAAAAACUCCUUGAACUUGAAAGUCACUUGGUUGCAGUAAAUCAACAUAAAGAUGCUUUGGAAAAGGAACUAGAAGAGUUGAAAGGAAAAUUUUCUAAGGGUGCUGAUGAGGCAGAAAGUGUACAAAAAUCUAUGCAAGAAACUGUCAAAAAACUAAGCCAAAAGGAACAGCAGUUUGCAAAAAUGUCAUCUGAACUCGAUCUGCUGAGAUCAAAUUUGGCAGACAUGGAGAAGAAAUUGAAAGACAGGGAAGACAAGGAGAAACAGCUGACUGAAGCAAAAGCCAAACUCGAAAGCGACCUUGCUGAAAUAAUGAAAUCCUCCGGAGACAGUUCUUUGCAGCUGACGAAGAUGAACGAAGACCUGCGGCAGAAAGAGAACAAAAUCAAGGAGCUCCAGCUUCAGCUCAACAAGGCGACUGAGAGUGCUGCUCGGCUGAAGGAAACAGCUCGCAAUGCGGAAGAGGCACAGCGGGAAGGCCAGAAGAAGCAUCAGACUGAAGUGAAAGAAAUGCAGGCCAAAUUAGGCAACUUGGAAAAGCAAUUAACAGCCAGCCAAAAUCAGUGUAAAGACCUACAGGUGACCCACGAAAAAGCCCUCUCUGGCUCGGCCACUAAGCACGACGCGGCCAUCAAAAAGAUUAAGCAAAAACUUCACGACACUGAGCAGCAAUUGGCCAGUGCACAACAGAAGAACACCGACUUGGAAAAACAGACCAAGGAAAUGAAAAAGGAAGCCAAGGACAGCAAGUCCUUAACAACUGAGGUAGAGGCAGCCAGAAAACAGAUUGACGCAAUGUCAGAAAAGAUAAGGGCUUUGUUAGGAGACAAAGAAUGCUUGGCAAUGGAGGGGCAUACCUUAAAAUUAGAAAAAGAGUCCUUGUUCUCCAAACUUGUAGACUAUGAGGCCAGGAUUGAUUUGUCGAAUCAAGAGCGGGAAAAACUGUGGAACAUGCACGAAGAGCUGAAAGGAGAGAUCAGAAAAAUUGCGAAACAGAAACAAAAAGCGGAAAGCAAUACCCAGCAGGAAAAAGAAAGAAACGACGAGUUGAUUACCGAGAAGGGAAAGCUCCUCUUGGAACUGGAGGAGGUCCAAAACGAUUUUCAACGGGUAAACAAAGAGAAUGAGGUCCUACGAGCCACAAAGGCCACUCUCCUCCGGCAGGUGGAGGAGCUCCAAAGCAGUAAUGAUUCCUUGGCCCAGGAAUGCCAGAGGCACGUCCGGCAAAGGGAGGAAUUUGAGGAUUGUCAAAAGAAGCUUACUGAUGAAAGUGCCUCUCUCCUGAGAGAUAAGGAUGACAUUAUCAAGAAGCUGCAGAGUUCCUACGAAGAUAUGGCUCGCGAUCAAAAGGAUCUUCUCCAGGAAGUCAGUGUUGUCGCUUCUGAGAGGGACUCGCUGCUGGGAAAGCACUUGGAUCUUGAAAACAAGCAUGAGGCUUUGAAAAGGGAGGUGGACACUCUGUUCCAUACUGCCCAAGAUCUAGAGUCAGACAAAGAAGCUCUCCUGAAAAGCCAGGAAGACCUGCGUAAAAACUUAGAACAGGCUCUCGAGGAAAAACAGAAGCUUGGCAUGAAAAAUGAAGGCCUGUUGGCUGAUUUAGAAGCGGCACAUAAAGAGCUUAAAAACGUCACGAAAGACAAGAUGCAACUCGAGGCCUCUCAUGGCAGUCUUUCCAAGCUCUUAGAAGAGGUUAAGGCUAGUAGGGAGUCAACAGAGGCUGAGCGUAUUCAGUUGCUGCAAGAGAAGGAAAUCUUGGCUUCAUCCGAGAAGAGGCUUUUAGGAGAAAGAGAAGAACUCUGGAAUGAAAACAAGGCCCUCUUGGAAAAACUGACCAAGAUCACGGAAGAGACUGUCCAUACUGAGAAAACAUUGAACGAGACACUAAGCCAGGCCAUUGCUGAAAAGGAGCAGGCCUCUCUGAAAGCCACACAGUUUAAGAAGCAGAAUGACACUCUUCUCAGGGAUAAAGCCGCUCUGGAAGCAAAGUGUACAGAUCUCCUUGCCGAGAAGCAGAAUGCAACCAAAUCACUCUGCGACUUGAAGAAGAAGCACGAAUUGGACAUUUCUUCCAAGAGGUUGCUGUUACAAGAUAAAACCAAGCUCCAGAGCAGUGUUGACUCUUUGAAGCGGGAGCUUGACCAGAAAACACAAGAAAACCAAGAGCUCACGGCCUGCAAAUCUGAGCUGUCAAGAUUGUUGAACGAGGCCCAGAGUGCCAAAGCAGUAUUGGAGAAUGAGUAUUCGGCCUUGCUUCACGCCAAGCAAUUGUUGGCAACUUCCUUUAAGUGCAGUUCUUCAGAAAAAGAGAUCUUGAACCAAGAGAAGGCCCAGUUGCAGACUAUGUGCCAGCAACUGAGCAAAGAGCUUGCAAUACUCCAGGAGCAGCUCUCAGUAGAACAGGAAAGUAGGAAGAUGGAGAAGGAGUCUUUUCAGACAGACAGCAAAACGUUUUAUAACCACAUUAGGCAGUUAGAGAUGGAGAAAGAACAGUUAAUGUCAGAAAAUAAAGAGCUGUUGGCUGACAGCGAUAAAUUGAAACAUGAGAAAGUCAUAUCUGAUUCCAAACUAGAGGAAAUUAUGAAGGAAAAGGAGAUUCUUAGUGUUGAGGCAGAUGGACUUGCAUCCAAUAUCGAAAAGCUAAAGAGAGAGUUUACAAUCCUGAGUAAGUCCAAAGUGGAGCUCCAGGAUCUGCACCGCGGGGUCUCCAAGAUGCUAGAAGAGCUCCGUUCCCGACACGAGACAUCCGAACAGGAGCGAGUUAAGCUGCUCCAGGAAAAUGAGAGUCUUCUCUCUGAGCAGACGCACCUGAUCACCAUCAAGGAAGAAAUCUUGCAGGAAAAAGAGAAGUUCUCGGAAGAUUACUACAAACUCAAUCAGGAGGUCUCGGUGUUAGCCAAGGCCAACACUGAGUUGUCAGCCAACCUCGCAGCCUCUCAAAGCAAAAGCCUGAACCUACAGAAAGAAAAGGAGGAGCUUGUCUUGAAAUUGAAAGAAAUUGAGAGUCUUCAGGCCAAGGCGGUAAUGCAAAGAUUUGAGACGGCACAAACUGCAGAAGAUGCGUUGCAAAUAGUUGAGCAAGUGACCAAAGAGAAGGAAGCUCUUCAGAGAGAAAAAAUGGAGACAUUGGCCUCCCUUGAGGAUUUGAAACGGGCCAAUCAGAAGCUGCAGAAGGAACUGGAGAGCCUUAAAGAAAAGAACCUAAGGAGCCAAGAGGAGCUGGACACGUCUCUGAAGCUCCGCGAUAUGGAAAACCAAAAAAUGGAUGAUAUUAGACAAGAACUGGAAGCGCUAAAGCUGGCAGAGGCUGAGAAGUCCCAGCAAUUUGCAGCCUUGCAAGAGGAGAACGUUAAACUUGCCGAGGAGCUUGGCAAAGGGGAAGUCACGAGUCAUCAGAAGCUGGACGAAGAAAGAUCUGUCCUCAAUAACCAGUUAUUAGAGAUGAAAAAGAGCUUGCCCAGUAUCACUUUAAGAGAAUCUGACUUAAAAAGAGACAUUGAUGAAGAGAGAGCUUCCUUACAGAAAUCCAUCAGUAUUACUAGUGCCUUGAUUACAGAGAAGGAUGAAGAACUGGAAAAACUCAGAAAUGAGGUCACAGUGCUCCGAGGAGAGAAUGCCACUGCGAGGAAUUUGCAUUCACUAGUUCAGUCACUGGAGUCUGAUAAGCUGAAACUUGAGCUAAAAGUAAAGAAUUUGGAACAGAAACUCAAGGAGACCCAGAAAGCUUCUGGUUCUUCAGAUGAAGCAUCUGGUGGUGCCACGCAGGAUGAAACCACUCAGGAAAACCAGAUUGAUUUUCUGAAUUCUGUCAUUGUGGACCUUCAGAGGAAGAACGAUGACCUGAAAGCAAAACUUGAAAUGAUGUCUGAGUCUGCUCUCAAUGGCAAUGAGGAAGAGGUUCCUCAAUAUGACAGUGAGGGAGAAAGCCAGGUCAAAAAGAAGCCCCGCCUUUUCUGUGACAUUUGCGACUGUUUCGAUCUCCACGACACCGAAGAUUGUCCGACUCAAGAACAAGCGACGGACGAGCCUCCGCACUCGACGUACCACGGCAGCCGGAAUGAAGAGCGCCCGUACUGCGACAUCUGCGAGGUGUUUGGCCAUUGGCCAUCCAACUGCAACGACGACGAAACCUUCUGAUGUCGGAGCGGACCGACCGGGGAUUCAACACCUUGCUCUGUGCGUUUGCCAGGCCAAGAGCACCACCAGCAUCCACCUGUGCCGAAAUCUGGGGGGAAAGGGGGGUGGGAACGGGGGAAGGACUUCCGUCCUUUUGGGAAACAACCUUAUUCUGCCCUUGGUCAGCUCCAACUUUUAAAAAAAUACAUAAAUUAUUGACUAGGAGUGUUGCUACCAUUUUCAUUUCCACCUCCUGGAUUUCCAUCACCUUUCACGAGAAAGGUUCCUUAAUGUCAAGUUGUUUACCGACGGGAGGAAACACUAGUUCUAGUUUAGCUUCUUUCAAUACUUUUGAAAUUCUGCUGUUAUUUUUCAUAUUUGCACUAAGCUCUUAAAGCUGCAGUUGUAUGUUUUUAGAUUUUUGUAAAGCUUUUCGACACUGGAAUGGGUUAAGAGAUGAGCUCCGUUAUGAGUCUUUUUCGUAUUCUUCCUCAUCUUGGUUCUCUCUUGAUCGAAUACAUGAGCUCUGGUGCGCUACCUAGAGAUCAGUAGUGCCUUUCUUUUCAGCAGGAUUUCUUAACCAGCUGCUGAGGGGCAGUUUAUACCAAGGAACCUCCAUGCUGCGCACGUUGAGAACAUCCCUUGCCAUGUUCUUUCCGCUUUCUGUAGAGUUGUACAUAAGUACAUAUAAAUAUAUUUAAGAAAAGAUUUAUAUUUUGGAAAAUUAUCUUAACUGUUUUCAGUGUUUUUUCUUCAUCUGAACUCCGCCGAGGAGCUUUGUGCACCGUGCAGUAACUUGAUCAAAUGACCACAACUAGCCUCGAUCUUGGGAGAUUUCUUUUUCAGACUAAGUUUUGUUUUUGUUUGUCCUGAAAAAAAAUAAUCUUCCAGCAGUUUUGUUUCCUGUAACAAGUUUUCUCUGAAGCCCUUUCGACAAAGCGAGACUUUUUUAAACAAAUCAAUAAUUUAUUUCCCUUUUGGUCUCAGUUUUGUUCCAGUUGAAUGUACAACAGAAAAUUCAUUGUGGAUUUUCUUAGAAGUAACAUCUUUACAAGGAAGAACAAGGGGGUUGGGGAAGGAAAACCAUCCGAACACACUGUUAUAGGUGAAAACUGUCAUGCUUCUUUUACUGCAUGCAAAGUUCCUGAUGACAUGACUCUUGUCAUGGAGUUGAUGGUGAGUGUGCUACUUAACAUAAGUCAAGGUGAUAGAUACCACAUAAGCUGAUUUUUGAAUGUCUCAAACACAACAUGUUUUUUUAAAAAACAUCCCUGCUCUCUGUACAUUAUAGAGGAAUUUAAUUCUUGUACAAGUCUGUAUAUAUACAUAUCUAUAUAUCAGCACCUCUGAUGUACUUUUCUCCAGAUUACAGACAGUAUUUGGCAUAUGAGUAUGAAGUCAGUUUAAUGUAAUUGUUUGAAAUUUGGAGUUAUGAAUGUAUUAUAGGGAUAGUUGGACAACAGCAGGGAAGUCAGUAUUAAACUUGAGUGUACUGUAUCUUUAAUAAAAUGGUUAUUCUCUUGUCA
This is a messenger RNA of Anolis carolinensis (green anole), 9225 nucleotides long. It is a transcript of the gene clip1, whose product is annotated as CAP-Gly domain containing linker protein 1. Gene Ontology annotation, molecular function: microtubule plus-end binding. Gene Ontology annotation, biological process: cytoplasmic microtubule organization; positive regulation of microtubule polymerization. The coding region runs from base 1112 to 7720 and encodes 2202 amino acids. The record is from RefSeq and is a predicted model, not a curated record. Gene Ontology annotation, cellular component: microtubule plus-end; nucleus; cell cortex. The transcript has 27 exons. NCBI's taxonomy places the organism in Eukaryota, Metazoa, Chordata, Lepidosauria, Squamata, Anolidae.